AUGCCUAAGAAGGUUGUUUUAAUUGAUAAUUACGAUUCCUUCACUUGGAAUGUUUACCAAUAUUUAUGUGAAGAAGGUGCAGAUGUUGAAGUUUAUAGAAAUGAUAAAAUUACAGUAGAAGAAGUUGCAGCUUUGAAGCCAGAUACUAUCUUAAUAUCCCCUGGUCCAGGCCAUCCAAAAACUGAUUCUGGUAUUUCUAGAGAUUGCAUUCGUUUUUUUACUGGUAAGAUUCCUAUAUUUGGCGUUUGUAUGGGUCAACAAUGUAUGUUUGAUGUCUUUGGUGGUGAUGUUAGUUAUGCUGGUGAAAUUGUUCAUGGUAAGACUAGCCCUAUUUACCACGAUGACAAGGGUAUAUUCAAAAAUGUUCCACAAGGUGUUGCUGUUACAAGAUAUCAUUCAUUGGCUGGUACACGUGAAUCCUUACCAGAUGAAUUAGAAGUGUCUGCCACUACUGAUGGUGGGAUUAUUAUGGGUAUUAGGCAUAAGAAAUAUACUAUCGAAGGUGUUCAAUUUCAUCCUGAAUCUAUCCUGACUGAAGAAGGUCAUUUAAUGAUAAAAAAUAUGCUUAAUAUUAAUGGUGGUACCUGGGAAGAAAAUAACAAGAUUGUUGCAUCCAAAACUAGUAACUCUUCAAAGGAAUCUAUUAUGAAUUGUAUAUAUGCUAAGCGUAUGGAAGAUGUUACAGCUCAAUCCAAAAUACCCGGUUAUACUUUUGAAGAUUUAGAAGCCAAUUUCAAAUUAGGUUUGGCACCUCCAGUUUUAGAUUUUGUUAAAAGAUUAAAAGGUUCCAAUAGUCGUGCAGCUGUUAUUGCAGAGAUAAAGCGUGCUUCGCCAUCUAAAGGUGAUUUCAACGUUAAAGUUGUUGCCGCUAAGCAAGGUUUAGAAUAUGCUAAAGCUGGGGCUGCUGCUAUAUCGAUCUUAACUGAGCCACACUGGUUCAAAGGUCAAUUACAGGAUUUAAUAAAUGUACGGAAGAUUCUUGAUAUUAAUUAUGCUUCAAAUCCUAAUGAUAGACCAUGCUUAUUAAGAAAAGAAUUUGUCUAUUGUAAAUACCAAAUUCUAGAAGCAAGAUUAGCAGGUGCUGAUUCUGUUUUACUAAUUGUUAAAAUGUUAACUCCUACACAAUUAAAAGAAUUAUAUGAUUAUUCAACAAUUGAAAUGGGUAUUGAACCAUUAGUUGAAGUAAAUUCUCCAGAAGAUAUGAUUUUAGCUAAAUCUGUAGGAGCCAAAGUGAUUGGUGUGAAUAAUAGAGAUUUACACACUUUUAACGUUGAUUUGAACACCACAAGUAAUUUAAUAUCUUCCACACCAGAAGGUUCUUUAUUAAUUACCUUAUCAGGCAUUCUAAAACCUUCUGAUGCUGAUAAAUUAAAAGAUGAAGGUGUCAAUGGAUUUUUAAUUGGUGAAGCGUUGAUGAAGACAGACAAUAUUGCUUCAUUUAUUAAAGAUAUUUGUGCUUAA
Henningerozyma blattae CBS 6284 is the source of this 1461-nucleotide messenger RNA. It is a transcript of the gene TRP3, whose product is annotated as bifunctional anthranilate synthase/indole-3-glycerol-phosphate synthase. Gene Ontology annotation, biological process: L-tryptophan biosynthetic process. Gene Ontology annotation, molecular function: indole-3-glycerol-phosphate synthase activity. The transcript has a single exon. The coding region runs from base 1 to 1461 and encodes 486 amino acids. Gene Ontology annotation, cellular component: cytosol. The record is from RefSeq and is a predicted model, not a curated record. NCBI's taxonomy places the organism in Eukaryota, Fungi, Ascomycota, Saccharomycetes, Saccharomycetales, Saccharomycetaceae.